CCGGCUCUUCCAACCCGCGUCACUCUGGAACCCCAGCCCUGGUCCGGGUACCUAGCCCGCCAGCACACUUGCCCUCCCCACACCUGGGUUUUGCUCAGGGCAGCCUUCGCCCCUCAACCUAGCCCCAACCCCUGCCAGGCCCGGUGGGCAUCAAGAUGAAGGCGGCACGAUUCGUGAUGCGCAGCGUCGGCUCGCUGAGCGGCGCUGGCCUGGUCCCCCGCGAGGUCGAGCAUUUCUCGCGCUACAGUCCGUCCCCGCUGUCCAUGAAGCAGCUGCUGGACUUUGGUUCAGAAAACGCAUGUGAAAGAACUUCUUUUGUAUUUUUGCGGCAAGAAUUACCUGUGAGGCUCGCCAAUAUCCUGAAGGAAAUUGAUAUCCUCCCUGAUCAAUUAGUAAAUACCUCUUCAGUGCAGUUGGUUAAAAGCUGGUAUAUCCAGAGCCUGAUGGACUUAGUGGAAUUCCAUGAGAAAAGCCCAGAGGACCAGAAAACAUUAUCGGAUUUUGUAGAUGCAGUUGUCAAAGUUCGAAAUAGACACCAUAAUGUAGUCCCUACAAUGGCACAAGGAAUCAUAGAGUAUAAAGAUGCCUGUACUGUUGACCCAGUCACCAAUCAAAAUCUUCAAUAUUUCUUGGAUCGAUUUUACAUGAACCGUAUUUCUACACGUAUGCUGAUGAACCAACACAUUCUUAUAUUUAGUGACUCACAGACAGGAAACCCAACCCACAUUGGAAGCAUUGAUCCAAACUGUGACGUGGUAGCAGUGGUCCAAGAUGCAUUUGAGUGUUCAAGGAUGCUUUGUGAUCAGUACUAUUUAACAUCUCCAGAAUUAAAGCUCACACAAGUGAAUGGGAAAUUUCCCGGCCAGCCAAUUCACAUUGUGUAUGUUCCUUCUCACCUUCAUCAUAUGCUCUUUGAACUAUUCAAGAAUGCAAUGAGAGCAACGGUUGAACACCAGGAAAACUGGCCUUCUCUUACACCAAUUGAGGUGAUUGUUGUCCUGGGAAAAGAAGACCUUACAAUUAAGAUUUCAGACAGAGGAGGUGGUGUGCCCCUGAGAAUCAUUGACCGCCUUUUUAGUUACACAUACUCCACUGCCCCAACGCCUGUGAUGGACAAUGCACGGAAUGCUCCUUUGGCUGGUUUUGGUUAUGGCUUGCCAAUUUCUCGUCUUUAUGCCAAGUAUUUUCAAGGAGAUCUGAAUCUCUACUCUUUGUCAGGAUAUGGAACAGAUGCUGUCAUCUACUUAAAGGCUUUAUCUUCCGAGUCAAUAGAAAAGCUCCCAGUUUUUAACAAGUCAGCCUAUAAACAUUAUCAGAUGAGUACAGAGGCUGAUGACUGGUGUAUCCCUAGUAAGGAACCAAAGAACCUAGCAAAGGCAAAAGUGGCUGUGUGAAGAAGGACACCCAGGACACUUUAGGGGAUCAAAGUGCUUCUACACCAGUGCAGCUCCCUGAAUGUUUGCAUGUCAACUCACGUUUCCUCAAAAACAAGCAACAGCAAGAGAAACUCCUUGACCAGAACACUGAUUGAGGAGGCAUGAGGCUCGUUUCUGUGACACAGGGGAGCACAGUGAUGACUACGGGAAUUAACAGAAGGCCAACUCUUCGUUUUAUUUUACUUAGAAUAACUCAUGAGAUUCUAUCAAAUCCUAAAGAAGAAAUAGCCCUCAGAUUUCCAUCUCUUUACCUAAGACUGGGAAAGGGAAUGAAUGUGGAGACAUGGGUUAACAGUUUCACUAUACUGAGAUUUUAUGCCUCCUUUUGAUAUCAUAAGAUAUUGGUAUUUCUUGAACAUCAUGUAUCAAUAUAUCAAUAUUUUUCUGCCAUUCAAAGGAUUAGGGCUUAGUUUACACUAUGUGAUUAGAAAUGUAUAUAAAUACACAUUUCCUAUAUAUUUAUGUGCCCUAGGGAGAAGACGCUGGUGACUAAAAUAACAUCCACUUUGAAUGAGGAGGAAAGAAUACAAAUGUCUUAUUCACAGUUGCAGUGGAGGCAUUGGGCAUAUGCAAAAACUCAGAAGAAAACCUCUUUUGAUAAAUGCAGUUCCCUUAUUAUGCUACUUUUUCUAUUCACACUUAUAAAGUGAACACUUUUUGACAGGUGCCUAGUCUUGGAUGAGUUUUAAAUUAUGCACUGAAUUCAGGAUGUGGAUUGUUGAAGGGAGAGAAGAAUUGCCAAAGUGCUAGCAACAGUGUCUCAUCUUUUUUUAAGUGAAACAGUAGGUUAGAAACACAGUAGGCUGGAAAAAUCAUAUAGUCACAACCUUAACUCAUCAGGAAGGGCUGUUCUCUACCCUGUGGUGGUAGUAAUCCAAAGGCAUCUAUUUUCUAGGCUUAAAAAGAGCUAUUUUUGAUAUAUGUAAUUAUAUUCUGUACACUCCAUAUCAUCACCAUGUCUGUGAAAAAAAAAGUUCUAAUAGUCAAAUGUCUCAAGAACAUUAGAAUUUAACUAGUUCUUGAAGUAUUUUUAACAAAUAGCCUGGAGUAAGAGUUCUCAUGCUAGGAUGCAUUCACUUGUGAAUCAUUGAGAUUGAGAGCUAAUAAAUGAAAGCUGUAAUGCAUAUGGCACUUUUGGGGAGGGGGUGUAGUUAAAGGUGUAUAAUAUACAGGUUGGAGCCCUGGUAGCGCAGUGGUUAAGAGAUUGGCUGCUAACCAAAAGGUCAGCAGUUCGAAUCCACCAGCUGCUCCUCGGAAACCCUGUGGGGCAGUUCUGCUCUGUCCUGUAGGGUCACUAUGAGUCGGAGUCAACUCAACGGCAAUGGGUUUAAUAUACAGGUUGACAGGCCAGUCAUGAAGAGGAGUAUUAAGGUAGGCGUGAAAACAAGAAGGAAGGAAGGAAAACAGUGAGAGAGGAAAGCAGUAGGCAGGCAUUUUGCCAUUUUCCCCACAAAUUAAUUUCAAGAAAUAAUCCAUAUUCUCAUGGAUAAAUUAUUGACAAGAGGAUGAAUUGUUGGUGUCUUUUAAAAACAGUAUGAUUAAAUGUCUCUCACUUUUAAGACAAUAGGCUUUUAUGAGACAAUAAGCUCAUCUGUGUCAAAUAAAUGUUUAAAUCGGAAUAUAGAAAGAAGUAGGAUUUUCUGCACUGUAAAAUAAUCACUACUGUCUAUAUGUCAAAUUUAACAUUGUUGUUUAAUUUUGUUAUGGUCUGCUGUUGUGGUAAUUGUAGUAGCAAUGGAAGCCGCAGACUCUUUGCUGUGGAUUUCGGAUUUUAUCGUCAGUGACUUUCGUGAUCUUGGGACACUGGCUUGCACAUUUAUUGAUUACACAAAACUAUUUGCAAUAGGUUAUUUGACUUUCCAGUUUUUUACUGAAAUCUGAACUAAGUGUUUUUGCAUAUAAGUACUUGUAUUUACUAAAUAUUUUAAAACAGUUGAUUGAUUAAUUAACCCAAACACUGUGAACUAUCUUUAAAACUCUAGGGAAAGAGAUGUUAGUAUCUCAAUAGCAUCAACUGUGUAAAUGGAGUUCUAUAAAAUAGAAGGAUUCCAUGUUGGUAUUUGUGAAAUCCAUGGAAGAGCAUUAGGAUACCAGUGGGUGGAUACGGGAAUGUUCAGGUCCCUUUAAAUUAUUAAUGUAAAAUUGUGUUUUUGUCUUUAGGCUACGUACAGAAAAAUGUGAUAAUUUUUAUAAUAAAUAUUUUUAUUAUAAUAACAGAUAUAAUUUGUAGUUAUUUUCUUAAAUUACUGAUAAAAUACUAAGAAUAACUUGAAGUUUUC
This is a messenger RNA of Trichechus manatus latirostris (Florida manatee), 3715 nucleotides long. It is a transcript of the gene PDK4, whose product is annotated as pyruvate dehydrogenase kinase 4. Gene Ontology annotation, biological process: protein phosphorylation; regulation of glucose metabolic process. Gene Ontology annotation, cellular component: mitochondrion. Lineage: Eukaryota; Metazoa; Chordata; Mammalia; Sirenia; Trichechidae. The record is from RefSeq and is a predicted model, not a curated record. The transcript is spliced from 11 exons. Gene Ontology annotation, molecular function: pyruvate dehydrogenase (acetyl-transferring) kinase activity. The coding region runs from base 156 to 1394 and encodes 412 amino acids.